AUGGCCCAUCAGUUCCUCAGCUUUGCCGCCUCCCUGCUGCUUAUCCUGGCCCCCGCCUGGGCCGGCAUCAUUGCCCAGCCGACCAUCGGCUACUACGGCGACGAGCACGCCGUUGCCCACACCCAGCAGAACGUGGUGCGUAGCUUCGACGGCACCGUCUCGCACUACGCCAAGUCCGUGGCCACACCGUACUCCCAGGUGCACAAGCAGGACACUCGCAUCAGCAACAAUGUCUACCAGCCGGCGAUUGCCAAGACUGUGACCUACGCCGCCCCAGCCCAAGCUGCUGUCUACAACCAUCACGCCCAUCCGGAGCCUCAGCUCUUCACCCAGGCAGCUCCUCAGGCCGCCGUCUACCAUCAGGCAGCUCCUGUGGCCAAUGUCUACCACCAGGAAGCUCCUCAGGCCGCCGUCUACCAUCAGGCAGCUCCUCAGGCCUCUGUCUACCAUCAGGCAGCUCCUCAGGCUUCAGUCUAUCACCAAGCUCAGCCCGCCGUCAUCCACUACUCACCGGCAGAGUCCGUUUCCCACAUGAGCUUCGAUGGCUUCGGCACCCAUUGGGGAUUCUAA
Molecule: messenger RNA, 570 nt
Organism: Drosophila persimilis
Lineage: Eukaryota; Metazoa; Arthropoda; Insecta; Diptera; Drosophilidae
Product: cuticle protein LPCP-23
Exons: 1
Coding region: 1-570 (189 amino acids)
Source: RefSeq, a predicted model, not a curated record